AUGGUAUACGACAAGGAUGAUGACCAAAUCACCACGACCAAGUUUCCAUUGCCAGCCAAUGACGUGGACUGCGAGUCAACGGAUGCUCAUACCCAUCUGGGUGCCGAGAUAGAAACAAGGCUCAUGAGAAAGAUUGACUUCUGGCUUGUUGGCUUCUACUCGCUAGUAUAUAUUUUCCGGGUGAUUGACUCUAACAAUUAUGCGAACGCUGCAAUCAUCAACUUGGAAGCCGGCACCGGUAUCAAGAAAGAACUUCACCUUGACGCCCACCAGUGGUCAUGGACACAGUCCAUCUUCUCAUACAGCUACCUCAUCUUCGAGCCUUCCAACACCAUCCUUCUCAAAUAUUUUACGCCCUCAAAAUGGAUGUUCGUUUUGAUAUUAUUUUGGGGAAUAUGUGCCUGUUCUGCUGGCGCUGCUCAGAGCUUCUCGGGAAUGAUGUGUGUGCGGUUUGCGAUCGGAAUGGCUGAAGCAGGCUUUUAUCCAGCUGUGCUGUUUCAUAUGGCUUUCUGGUAUAAGCCAAGCGAAAUGCCCUGGAGGAUUGCGCUGUUUUAUUCACUGGGUCAAGUCUCUGGUGCACUGAGUGGACUACUAGCAUAUGCUAUCAGCUUUAUGAACGGUAUUGGUGGGCUGUCAGGCUGGAGGUGGCUGUUUAUCAUCGAAGGUCUCCCAGCUAUUGCGCUAUCUGUUGUGGCAUUGUUCGGUCUUCCAGAUUACCCCGACACAGCCCGCAUGCUGACAGAGGAGGAGCGAGAUUUCCUAAGAAAUCGUCUUUCUUCCUCGGCACCUUCUGGCAAAGGGAGGAGCUGGGAUUGGAGAAAUGUCAAGCUGCUCCUCUUGAGUCCCACUCUGUACACCUUUGCACUAUACUGGAUCGGUCAUGGUAUUGGCGGAUUUGGAGUGACUUACGCUUUACCGACUGUGAUAUAUGACCUCGGCUUUACUUCCACGGCUUCGGCGCAGUUGAUGAAUAUUCCUCCCUAUGUUGCAUGUUUCUUCUUUCUGAACACUCUUGGGUACUUACUUCACCAAAAUUGGAUCCGACCAUGGACAACUGCAGUCGCAGUCGAAAGCACGACAAUCAUUUGCUAUAUCAUCUUGAUUACUGUUCCAAAUUCUGUUGUCAAAUACAUCGCCUUGGUAGUAGCCACCGCUUGUGCAGGAUCGGCAUACCCAGUCAUCUGGCCAGAACGCAUUCGCGCACUUGAAGGAACCGCAGCGUCAGGUAUUGGAAUCGGGCUGACGAAUGCCAUGGCUCAGUUUAGUGGCAUAGCUGGGCCUUUCAUCUACAGUACUGUAUUUGGGCCGACAUAUCGCGUGUCGUACAUCAUCUGUCUUUGCUUCCUUUGUGUGGCUAUCUCGGGGAUUAUGGCAUCUGCGUGGCUCGUGUGGAGGAAGGAUAUGCAAAAGGAGGAUCGAAAAAAUUCUGGACGCGAAAGUGCAUGA
Molecule: messenger RNA, 1446 nt
Organism: Penicillium pulvis
Lineage: Eukaryota; Fungi; Ascomycota; Eurotiomycetes; Eurotiales; Aspergillaceae
Exons: 3
Coding region: 1-1446 (481 amino acids)
Biological process (GO): transmembrane transport
Cellular component (GO): membrane
Molecular function (GO): transmembrane transporter activity
Source: RefSeq, a predicted model, not a curated record